This is a messenger RNA of Laetiporus sulphureus 93-53, 276 nucleotides long. RefSeq lists its product as uncharacterized. The annotation marks the transcript as partial. The transcript has a single exon. The record is from RefSeq and is a predicted model, not a curated record. NCBI's taxonomy places the organism in Eukaryota, Fungi, Basidiomycota, Agaricomycetes, Polyporales, Laetiporaceae.
AAUGCAGCCAGAAAAGUUGUUCUUCUGAAUGGUACCUUCAUUCCUCGCACUAUUCCAGGCAUUACAAUUCGAGAUCAGAUUUACGAGUGGCACAAAUGCAAUCAGACCCCAGUCACGGCAUCGGUCUCAGUGGCGAAUCUAUUUGAGGUCUCGGAAGAUAAAGCCAGCUCAUUCUCGCUAGGUGCCGAAGAUAGGAUCAAAGCUUUGGAGCAAGAGCUAUUCAAUCUAAAGCAAUCACGACCAGUCUUCGAUGGAGUUCACAUGCCACCAAGGUGA